AUGAUGAAUUCAAUGCAAGAAUACACAACGUCGAUAGUAUUCUCGUGCGUAGGAGUCCUUGCCUUCGCCACUUGCGUUGUCUUUGGCAUAUGGUGCCACAAGAUCUGGCUCACCUACGGCUUCUACGUUGCCGAUUUCAAGAAGUUCGAUACCGAACUUCGUCAAAUAUCUUCAGAAGCGACGCAGAUGAGAAAGGACGUCGAACUAGACCAUACUGCCGACUGUCUGACCAAAGUCCGGAACGCGGAACUACUCUCGGCUGCAGACGAUUGCGAUAAUGGAUUGAGAAUUGCGCUGUGUGCAUGGGAAGAUAUCAUGGAGCCUGAAGAAUGGAAAUUGGAUAUCGAGAGCAAAGGGGACAAGAUGAUAAAAGGGAGGAGAAGAAGUCAUGGACGGUUCGUGAUUCGGUUGAUGAGGCAGAAAUGUAUAGAAGGACUUGCGAAGAGGAAAGGCAUGGAAAAGGAAUUGCAAUCGAUGUACAACGAAGUCAUGUCGCGGAAGAUCGACUUGCAGUCCAACUUGUUCAAUCGACGGAUCGCUAGCGGACAUGAAAUCAGAGCUGAGCGAACCGUCUUGCAACCCGAGCGUCACCGAGGUCCGUCUCAUGUGCCGCCUAAAGUUCAGUCCUCACUCGAACCGAUCGUUCCGAAUAGCCUCAGUGCGCUGUCACUACCAACGACCACAAGGAAAUCGAGUUGUCCAGUACCUGAUAUUGAGGGGCUGAGGGUGUAUACAAAGAUUGAGGGUUGA
This is a messenger RNA of Mollisia scopiformis, 750 nucleotides long. RefSeq lists its product as uncharacterized. The record is from RefSeq and is a predicted model, not a curated record. The transcript has 3 exons. The coding region runs from base 1 to 750 and encodes 249 amino acids. NCBI's taxonomy places the organism in Eukaryota, Fungi, Ascomycota, Leotiomycetes, Helotiales, Mollisiaceae.